Brachypodium distachyon (stiff brome) is the source of this 744-nucleotide messenger RNA. RefSeq lists its product as uncharacterized. Bases 1 to 744 code for a protein of 247 amino acids. The record is from RefSeq and is a predicted model, not a curated record. Gene Ontology annotation, molecular function: nucleic acid binding. NCBI's taxonomy places the organism in Eukaryota, Viridiplantae, Streptophyta, Magnoliopsida, Poales, Poaceae. The transcript is spliced from 3 exons.
AUGCGCAUGAGGGUUUCGGACCAGGUGCUCCAGAUGGUGCCAGCCAUGAUGAGGAUGUUGAUGGCCAUGCAGACCAAGGAGCCAGCCAUGAUCAUGAAGAUAUUGAUGGCCAUGGCCAUGCAGACCAAGGAGAAGAAGGCUUCGAAACGAAAUUACAUCUUGGCACCGGACGAGGAAGAACCAGAAAGAACCACUCAGAGCAAGCACUUCAUCGACAAGGUCAUGUUUAUAUCAGCUGUGACUAGGCCGAGGUUUGGCGUGGAUGGGACUGUUAUUUUUGAUGGCAAGAUAGGCACAUGGCCUUUCACAUAUUGUGAGCCGGCUCAAAGGACGAGUGUGAACAGACCUCGUGGUACAAUGGUAACUAAGCCCUUGGCGGUGACCAAGGAUGUUAGCCGUGAUUACCUCGUGAACAAGGUGUUGCCAGCUAUCAAAGAGAAGUGGCCAGUGGAGGAACGUGGCCCAAGUCUUCAAUCAUUGUUUCACAAGUCUUCUCCGCGAUCUGUCGAUGACAUUAUAGCAAAGGUGGAACAAGCUUGGGCCGAAUAUCCCGUUAAGAGAAGUAAUCAUGUUUUUCUUACACAUCAGAAGUGUAUGCAAGAGAUCAUGCGGAUCAAAGGAGGACAUCACUACAAGAUUCCGCACAUGAAGAAAGAAUCAUUAGAGAGGAAUGGCGGGAUUCCUGUUAUGAUUACAUGUGAUCCAACCAUAGUGAAUGAGGCAAGAGAGUAUGUCAUGGAGUAG